GAAUCUGUUUGUAGCUCACCUGUUCUAGGUGUUGUAAUCCGUCUAUGUUCUCUCACUGAUUCAUCUGAGCCUUCUUAACACCUCACAGAAGGAAGGACUGCUCAUGUUGGACUCUCAGUAAUUCAGGAAGCAGAGACUCGGGCUGUAUCACCACACACAGAACCAGCAAAGUGGAUCAACCACAGACAGUUGACCCACAAACUACUAAGUUCAUAACUUUGAGCUGCAGAUGGUCACAGAAUUCUGGGAUGUUUGAGAUAAAAUAAUUCAUUUACUCUCAGUGAAUGACUUUCACUGUGAUGGACCUGUCUGUUCCAGGUGAGCUGUGGUUGGCUGGCAAUGGACCAAUCUCUGAAGGGCCAUGUAAGUGUGCUCAGCUGUUUCCCGUCAUCUGUGGGCAGGGAUGUUGUUAUUGCCGUGGUGAAGCCCUUGGCAGCAGGCCUCGGAAACCCCAGUACCCGCAUACUGCUAUGUACUGACCGACAGGUGAAGUGGACCAUGGAAGUCCUCUGUUAUGGUCUUAGUCUGCCAUUAGACAGAAACACUGUCAAACUCUGUGUGGACGUUUACACUGAUUGGAUGAUGGCCUUGGUGUCCCAACCAAGCUCCACCCCUUUACCGAUCAGCAGAGACCCCAACCUGUACGUCCAGAGGAUCCUUCGACAUCUUUACAUCCUCUUCCUGCCCAGGUCAGACCAGGUGAGUCCGUUCUACCUGUCUAUCUGUCAGCAGGUGCUGGGUUCUGUCCAGUCUCUGGCCAGAGAGACUUCAGUGAUGAGCAGAGAAACUUGGGAGACUCUGCUGCAUUUCCUGCUGCGUAUCAACCACAUCAUACUGGCCCCGCCCGCUCCUGCAGGAGGCAUAUCGGACCUGUUCGUGGUGGUCCUCCUAGAUGUGUGGCUGCAGGCGUGUUCUCGCUGUUUUCCGUCCCGCUCAUUGUGGCAGACGUUCAGACAGAUGUUUAGCAGCUGGAGACAUCAGCCUGUUGUGGUGGAGCAGUGGAGUCGAGUCGCUGCAGCAUUAACCUCCAGGCUGCUUCCUAAGAUGUUUGGACCAUCCUUUCCUCACUUCAAAGUUCCAGAUGAAGAUUCAGCUCUGGUUCCUGCAAACAUGGAAGAUGAACGUGUCUCUCACACUUGGUUCAAGUUCCUACACAUGUUCAGUAACCCAGUGGACCUGAUUCGCCCAGCAGUCAGUUCCUCUAUGUCCUCCUCCCAGGACGAAGUGUUUGAAAGAGAAGACAGUCAGCUGCCAGGAAUCUUCUUCAGAGCCAUGAGAGGAGUCAGUGAACUGGUCGACGCCUUCCUCGGACUCACGGCAGCAACUCAUUUCAGAGACAGAGUACCUUCUCUGGGAUUCUCUGGAAGCAGAGGUCUGUUCAGAGACCGCCUCCCUCUGUAUGGGUUCUCACGGCCUCGUUCUGGGACUGCCCCACCCACACCUGUGAACUUUCCAAGUGUACCCGAUGCCCCGCCCUCUAAAAGCUCCUCACCACCACACAAACGACAGCUAAGGGCAGAACAUGUGCCCAAAUUAUCAUCGACAUCUUCACCCCCCCAUCAUUGGAUGUCUUCCUCCCCUCUACCCCCUUCCUCUCUACCUCUGAGCUCAUCAGCCCACCCUCUGAGGUGUGCCAUGGAUUCCCUCCUGCACUUGUUUGGCUCCUGGCUGUUUGAUGCUGCUGGGACAACCUCCGUGUCUGAUCGGUCCUGUAAACGGACUGAUGUCACUGUAAUGUCAGAGCAAUGGGCAGCAGGGAGAGCAGAGGCCUGUGGGACGCUCUGUAGGAUUUUUACGUGCAAGAAGACGGCAGAAAACAUUCAGUCUAUCUACUUGUCUAGGUUCUACCUGAUUCUCCUGCACAGCCUCCAGGAGGUGUGUCCUCCUGUAGCAGUCUCUAUCCUGCUGAACUCCACCUGUCUGUUUUGCUGCGACCUAAGAGGAGUCAACCUGCUGCUGCCGUCCUUCCUCUCCGUCCUGGAGAUGGUGCUGCUCGACAGGGAUCUGGUCCAGUUUAAGGGCCUCGUCAGUCCCGUGGAUUUAAGGCGCUCUUCUAUCUUCAUCCUGCUGUCUCUGAUGCCCCUCCCCCAGCAGCUUGGAUCUGUCCAAUUGCAGGACUCUAUGGACAUGAUGAUGAGCUCUGAUGAUGCAUUAGCAGGUCAUUUGCUAUCUUAUAAGCCCCGCCUCCUCAGCCUUCUGAUUGGAGCUUUACAGACAGAGACCACCACCUUCAACAUCCAGCUGCUCCUGGCCGCCGUUUUGAAUGUAGUCCAUGACUUGGCUGCAGCGGAGGCCCCUACCAUCUCACCUGAACCUGCUGAGAAAACUGAGGCCCAUUAUGGGGCAACCAGUGGAACCAAUACAACCAGGACAACAACUAUCCAGUCAGAAGCAGCGAUCCUUUGGGUUCACGUUGUUCGUCUACUGGCUCAGCGUCUGACGUCUCAGUGGAGAAAAGACUCAGCGAUUUGUCUGUCCACACUGGAAGUACUGGGAGGCCUGGCCAAGGUGGAGGUCCAGGUGGAGGACUUGGAGAGGCGCCGUGCUGUCAGUUCUGUCUGCACCUACAUUGUGUUCCAGUGUAGUCGUCCUCCUCCACUUCACUCCAGGGACCUGCACUCCAUCAUUGUCGCAGCUUUCUGCUGCCUGAACAUCUGGCUGAGCCAGCACCCAGUUCUGCUGCACGAGCAGGAGUGUCUGUUAGAGGUUCUGGAGAUCGUAGAGUUGGGAAUCUCAGGCAGCAAGUCCAGACAAGACCAGAAAGUGGCAUGGAAGGAGGAUAAAGAGCUGAACCCCGUCUCUCUGAGGGUGAAGGAGGCGGCUGAGGCAACACUGAGCUGUAUCAUGCAGGUUUCAGGAGCAUGCACAUGUCUACAUGGGUCUCUCAGAGAGGACAUUCUGAUGUUGAAUGACAGCACCCUGAAGAAGUCCAGAUAUUUUGUGCUGGAAGGUUCUGUGAUCCUGGCCAUGUAUGAGCCAAAACCAGGACCUGAUCAGGACCCAUGUCCGUCUUUGCUGGUGGUCUUUAGAGGACCAUCAGGACAUCACAGCUGGUCUCUACAGCUCCACCUGCUGCCCAAAGAUGGACAAGCAAAACAGACUCAGAGAACUCUGAUCCCAGAACAACAGCGUUCAGUAGCUGAAGAUUUUGAAAAGAAAUGUGCCAUCAACCAUCAGCAGGUUCCUAAAAACAUGGAGAGAAUUCCUUCAGUUAGAGCGGAUCAGAGUAUCCCCGCUCUGAACAACACUGGAACUGCUGAGGUACAGCAGCAGUUGAUGCAUCUGCAAGCAACCUUGAAGACUCAGCAGCAUAUUGAAGCUCGGCCUCAGCUGAGAGGCCAUUCAGUCGCUAUGGUGACUUGCAGACCACCUCCUCCAGUCAGCUGUUUCCAAGUGACGAGACUCUUCCUAUCCCACCUGGGUUUGCUGACUCCUGAGAGUGUAAAGGAUCCAGGUAUCAACAGUGUCCAGACUGGGCUCUUGUUUCUGGACUCUUCUCUUCCAGGUUUCUCAGAGAACCUGAGACAUUUGGACCAGCUUCCGUCCAGAAAUAGUGAUUAUGCCUUUGUAUUCUACAUGAGAGCAGGACAGAGGAAACCCAGAGAGAUUUUGGGGAAUGUAGAGAAGCAGACCAGUGUCAACGAUCAUUUCCUGGACUUCCUGUCGUCUCUUGGUUGGCCUGAAGAAGUGGGGCGGAUUCAGGUGGACAGAGCCAGUCGUUCAGAAUUCCCGGCUGUUUUGGGUGACAGCGGAGGCAGCGUGUUUGAUGGACGGAGGUUCGUCCUGAAGUUUGCAGACGCUUUAACGCAGAUUACCUUCAUUGUUCCUUCAUCGAAUACCUACACAGCUGAUUGGCUGAAGAGUUAUGAGGAGGUGGGGCAAGCCACUGUUUCAUCAUCCAACCAGAGACGAUCUGAGACCCGGCCAUCAGAAGACAUCAGGUCCUGUCAUGGUGUCUCAUUUUUCAACUCUGACUCAAAGCUGCUGAUCAUUUGGGUCGAACGCUUCGAGGACAUUGAGAAGUUUCCUGUGAGUGAACUGCUGUUAGAGACAAGAGCGCAGACAAAGACAAGUUCAUCCAGCAUCCAACUGAUCUUCAUCCAUCCUUUGAAAACGGGACUGUACAGGAUAUGUUUCCAUGGAAACACCUCUAUCAAGUUUGGACUUGUUGUCCCAUUGAUGAAUGGGAUUGUGACCAGCAGGAGGUCUCUGGGAUUCCUGGUCACUGAGAUGGUCUCUAACUGCUGUCAUCGUUGUCGGUUGGACAGUGACUCCGCCCCUCCGCCUCACGUCAGAAGGAAAAACCUGAUCAAUGAUAUCGUCCUUUCUUACAAGAGCUGCUGCUCAGAACCUGCCUUCUACUCUGCCCUGUUCCAUAUUUGAUCUGUUACUAUGGUAACCAGGUGUUUAAUUUUCAGGAAACAGCAUCAGAAUGGGUCAGACCAACCAAUCAGAGAGCAGAGAAUUAAAAGGAAAAUAAUAGAAAUUAUUUAGUUAAUCAAAAUGAAAGGAUACACCAACUGAUGAGGUCAGCUGUGGCUUUAUAACCAGUGUGGAGAGCUACAGGUAGAACAGGGCUUCGUAUUUCUGGUUUCUGAUAAGAUCUGUCAGCUAAAGCAGUUAAUUCAACCAAACCCAUUCAUCUCUGAAUUAAGGUCCAGUUCAAGAGAGUCACAUCCAGUCUGAUCGAGUGUGAUCCGCUUCAUAUGGGUCUGAUCCAGUUUGAGUGCUGAUACAUAUCAGUGUGUGGAACUGCUGCAGAUAUUCUCUGUCAGAACCUAAGUUGUGAGCAGUUGGAACAGUUUCUACCUGAAGAUCAGGAAAAGUCCAAACCAUUUACUGAGCACUAGGAACAAAAUGUGAUGUAACAUGGUGUUGGAAACCCGGUCCAAUCACAGCUAUAGGCCAAAUCCAUAACCUAGUACCAGUUUAUCUGUUAAUCAGUCACAUCCUUGAUCUACUGAAUAAUAAACAUCAGGUCAAAGUCUGGUCCUGGUGGGGUCCAGUUCAGCUCUAAAAUUCCCUCUUUGAUCAUUCUCAGAUCAAAAACCCAAACAUCAGGUGUUCAACUGAGUGUUGUGAGGACUUCUGUCACAGAACCAUCCAGAACUUCUUGUUUAGUUGUUAUAAGUACCUCUGAGGAACCAGGGAGUCCUUUGGUUAGAACUCCUGUUCCUCCUGCUAGGAUGAAGGUGUCUGAUCCAUGAAUCAGAACAAUACAACAUUUUAAUUUCACUCAUACUGUAACCAGUUAAAAGUCCAACAUUAAGUUCAGUUUUAUCAACUGGUGGUUUGAUUUUCAACACACUGAGUUCAUUUUUCUCUGCUCUGUUCUGAUCUUCUGGUUUAUUCAGAGAUUCAAGUUUGCUGUUUCCUCAUCUAUAAUCUGAGAUGCUCUCUGUGUUCCUCAAGACCUCAGUUUGCUGUUCAGUCAUUUCCAUUCAGAAUAAAGACCUUUUAUCAUC
Girardinichthys multiradiatus is the source of this 5465-nucleotide messenger RNA. It is a transcript of the gene ralgapb, whose product is annotated as Ral GTPase activating protein non-catalytic subunit beta. The record is from RefSeq and is a predicted model, not a curated record. The transcript has 31 exons. Gene Ontology annotation, biological process: activation of GTPase activity; regulation of small GTPase mediated signal transduction. NCBI's taxonomy places the organism in Eukaryota, Metazoa, Chordata, Actinopteri, Cyprinodontiformes, Goodeidae. Bases 340 to 4383 code for a protein of 1347 amino acids. Gene Ontology annotation, molecular function: GTPase activator activity.